Molecule: messenger RNA, 285 nt
Organism: Pieris macdunnoughi
Lineage: Eukaryota; Metazoa; Arthropoda; Insecta; Lepidoptera; Pieridae
Source: the annotation of a GenBank genome assembly
AUGUUUAACGAAGAUGAAUCUCACUUGCGCCAUAGACAAUUCGGGACAUCCUUAACGUAUCCGAUUAAAUUAUUUACAUUUCGAGUGACAAGUCUCACGGACCCAGACGAUUUUAACCCUGAACGUGCCCAAGAAUUAUUAACUGCAUUCGGUUUACCAAGCCAUCCAGCACCCCCACGGCAGCAUUCAACACUACAUUUUGAUAUUCGAAUCACGCCGCUGAACAGCUACGGGCGACGGGGCAGCGAUUGGCAAAUCACGCACGCCGCCGCCGUGGCCGCGUAA